AACUAGACCCAUCGUCAUUCUCGUAGCCUACUCGCCCGAAGGCUCAACCCCGUCUCUCUCUCUCUCUCUCUCUCUCUCUCUCUCUCUCAUGGAAGACAUAGAGGAUCUGCUGGUGGGGAGCGGCGGAGCUCCGCCGGGGUUCCGGUUGCCGGUACCGGCGUCCGUCGGCGUCAAUACGAAGAAGAAAAACAACAAGCAGCGGCCUAACCUCCGCAAGAACCAUGCAAUCCAAAGCUCACUCUCUGGCCUUCUCUCUCCAAAAAUCCCCGGCACUGAGAUCAUAUAUAUGAAGACGUUUGGGUGCUCGCAUAACCAAAGUGACAGUGAAUAUAUGGCGGGUCAGCUUUCAGCAUUUGGUUAUGGAUUGAGUGACAAUCCUGAGGAGGCAGACCUGUGGCUGAUAAAUACAUGCACGGUGAAGUCCCCGAGUCAGUCUGCUAUGGAUACUCUAAUAUCGAAAUGCAGAAGUGCAAAAAAACCCUUGGUGGUGGCGGGAUGUGUGCCUCAAGGAAGUCGUGAUUUGAAAGAGCUUGAAGGGGUCAGCGUAGUUGGUGUCCAGCAAAUUGACCGUGUGGUUGAAGUUGUGGAAGAAACUCUGAAAGGUCAUGAGGUGCGGCUUUUGAACCGGAAGACAUUACCAGCCCUUGAUCUACCAAAGGUUAGAAAGAACAAAUUUGUUGAGAUUCUUCCUAUAAAUGUUGGUUGUUUAGGUGCUUGCACUUAUUGCAAGACCAAGCAUGCCCGUGGUCAUUUAGGAAGCUAUACCGUUGACAGCCUUGUAGCCCGUGUCAGAGCUGUCGUAACUGAUGGAGUGAAGGAGAUUUGGUUGAGUAGUGAAGACACUGGAGCAUACGGCCGUGACAUUGGUGCUAAUCUUCCAAUGUUGUUGAAGGCUAUUGUUGCAGAGCUUCCCUCUGAUGGAAGCACCAUGCUUCGUGUUGGGAUGACUAAUCCUCCAUACAUUCUUGAGCACUUAAAAGAGAUUGCAGAUGUUCUUUGUCAUCCUUGCGUUUACUCAUUUCUUCAUGUACCUGUCCAAUCUGGGAGUGACAGAGUUUUAAGUGCAAUGAAACGGGAGUAUACUGUAAGUGAGUUCAGGAAGGUAGUAGAUACAUUGAAUGAACUUGUCCCUGGGAUGCAAAUUGCUACUGAUAUAAUCUGCGGAUUUCCUGGUGAAGCUGAUGAAGAUUUCGCUGAGACUGUGAGCCUGAUUGACGAUUACAAGUUUUCUCAAGUUCAUAUAUCACAGUUCUAUCCCCGUCCCGGAACCCCUGCUGCGAGGAUGAAGAAGGUCCCAAGCACUCUAGUGAAGAAACGGAGUCGGGAAUUAACUUCUGUUUUCGAAUCGUUCAGACCUUACAAUGGCAUGGAAGGCAAAGUAGAGAGAAUAUGGAUCACUGAAAUUGCCACUGAUGGAAAACACUUGGUGGGCCACACCAAAGGGUAUGUGCAGGUACUGGUAGUUGGUCCGGAAACCAUGUUGGGGACUUCAGCUAUCGUGAAGAUAACAUCAGUCGGAAGAUGGUCAGUGUUUGGGGAAGUGAUCGAAAUUCUCACACAAACAAAAGGUAACCCUGGAUCAAGAGAGAGAGAGUCCACUGGCAACAAAUGUAAACCUUGCCCUGAUCCUGAUGAAACUUGUGCAUGUGCAAAAGAGCCCCAACCUUGUGCUUGUGAAAUGCCAAGUAAUGGGGAUGAAGCUAUUGUUUCCCUUCCGAAGAAUGAAAUUAUGUGGACAGAAGAGCGAACGAACCGAAACGUUAUUAGAUGGUUGCUAAGGAAGCGGAGAAACCAAAAGAGGAUGGAAAAUGGUAUUAUCUCGGAACCUAAGGAAAAUCACGAAUUGGAUAGUGGAAGGACGCGAGACUGGGCUCUGUUCGACUGGGCUCUUCUGGGCGGAGCUAUUCUGAGCCUGUUGACAGUUAUAGUUCUACUAUUAUGGGCGUGCUGGCGGUAGCUUUUGUGACUUGAUCUUAGACUUGGCACUUAAAAAGCUGUGCCACUGCUGCUGCUUUUGGAUCAUAAAAUUUUACAAAAGCUGAUUUUUUGGGAGACUACAUUUUGGAUGUGAGACUGCUUGUGCUUGAAUUCACUCAUCAGAGGUGAGAUUCUUGGAGGGAUUGUUUAUGAAGUUCCUAUUAGUAUUAGAGGAUAGCUCUGGUAUAAUUUUCACUUUGAUCCAAGUAGCGACGGUGUACCUUUCAUUUGGAAACUGUGUUACGAUAUCAUCAAAUUGUACCCAAGGCUUGCUUUGGAGAAAACUAGUAGCAAUACAAAUGAUGUACCUUUUGUGGUAUUUUUUCUGUUUGAAUGAUAUUUGUACGCAAGGCGUGAUUUGGAAA
This is a messenger RNA of Rhododendron vialii, 2342 nucleotides long. RefSeq lists its product as uncharacterized. The transcript has 11 exons. Gene Ontology annotation, molecular function: tRNA (N(6)-L-threonylcarbamoyladenosine(37)-C(2))-methylthiotransferase activity; 4 iron, 4 sulfur cluster binding. The record is from RefSeq and is a predicted model, not a curated record. Bases 89 to 1957 code for a protein of 622 amino acids. NCBI's taxonomy places the organism in Eukaryota, Viridiplantae, Streptophyta, Magnoliopsida, Ericales, Ericaceae. Gene Ontology annotation, biological process: tRNA methylthiolation. Gene Ontology annotation, cellular component: endoplasmic reticulum.